GUCGCCAGAAGCCUGAUCUCGCGGAGGGGAGGAGGAAGAGGAGGUACGCGAUCGAUCGAACGGGAGGAAUCCAAAGAACAAGCGAGAUUCGAGGAAUAGGGAAGGAAAAGAGAGAAGAACUGAGAAGAAAGAGGUGACAAAGAAAAAGGGCGGUGCGGGAGGGAAGAGAAGGCUUGGCAUCUAAUUCUGUUGUCGGGAUUCCUCCCCUGCUUUGGAACUCCAAAGAUCCGUUGCUGCCGAUCUCCGCGCUUGGUGAAAAGGGCGGUCUUUUCUGCCCCUUGCCAUUGGAGAGGGCGGAAAAGAGUAUCGGUGCGGCAAAAGGAGUAAAAGGUUCGAAUGGUAGAUUUCCGUUGUCUGUGCCCCUCGAGGAGUAGGAGGAGCCGCUGGAAUGUGACGGAGGAAGAGUUCUUUUGCAGGAGAGGCUGCUACUGAUGCGUCUAUCCGGUAUUAGAAAUCGGUUUAAAUUGUUGGCAAUCAAGACAUGAAUCUACCCGGUUGUGUGACCUGGAGUAGUUUUGGAGAGUGCGUGACAAAUUGGCGACUUCAGUGGAUGGCGUCUGAUUCUAACAAUGGUCUUCACCAAGACAGCAUGAACCCUUUGUUUCAUCAUCCUCGCAUGGUCUCUUUUCAGUUAGGUGCGAUGAAUAGCUCAACGGGGAUGAUUUCUAGUGACCUGUGCAGCUUGAAUGAAAAUGGCAGCAUAGCCAGCAUGUUUAUGUCUGCUGACUCCAGCAUGAUCAAUCAUAUGGAUGCAACAACUCUAGCUCGGUACCCUGCAGGAUCUGUUGUUGGUGAACCAAUGCCGAGGUUCGUGCAUGUGUCAGGGUCACCUGCAUAUUGGUCUCCAGAAGAAGUGGAAUUAUUAAACAUAGGCCUCAUCAAAUAUGCGAAUGAACCAAGUAUACAAAAGUUCACUAAAAUAGCUGCUUUGCUGCCUCGGAAGACUAUAAGAGAUGUUGCAUUGAGGUGUCAGUGGAUGAUUAACAAGGAAAAUGGCAAACGGCGGAAGCUGGAAGAAAAUUAUGCAGCAAAAAAGGUGAAAGAUAUGAAGGAGAAGAUGAUGGGUGCUCCAUCAGCAGCAACUAUUCAUAGGUCUCCUAUUUCACUUACGAUGAAUCAUAUGAACAUCCAUGAUCAGCUUCCAUCUGAAGAAAUAUUACGUCUUUUGGAUGAAAAUGAUGGAUGCCUAAGAGAGAUUGCAAGGAAUCUUAAUGGAGGCAUGAUACAAGAGAACAUCAAUUUAUUUCAUUACACGAAAAAUAACAUCAUGAUGAUUGAGAAUAGAAUAAAUAUGAAGGCUGCAGCAAUGAAGCAACUUCCUGGACGAAUGAGACAGUUGCCUCCUUUACCAGUAUCAGUAAACGAUGAACUCCUCAGUGGUCUUAUACCACUAAUUGGAAAUAUUCACCAGAUGUAACAAGAGGAUGAUUUCAUGAGCUUGGGAAUGUUAUUAGCUCUGGCCUUAUUAAAUUCGUGGACCAGAGGGAAGUUCUGACAUUCGAGCUAGAGAUAUUUGUACUGAAUCAGGCAUCAGGCAACAAAACCCUUUUUUCUCCAUGGCUAUGAUGGUAGCUCGACUCCGUUCGGCUUCUGAUUCGAGUUUCUUAUGUGUUUGUAGCAUUAAGUGCAAGGUAUCAUUGGAUGUAAGAAAACAAGCGCUGCUUACAUAUUAUCAAUUUGAGUCUUUGCAUAUUAUCAACUUAUUUACCUUUUUUUAAUGUUCUUCCAUGAAUGUUAAUUCUUUUGGCACUGGAAAUAUUAUUUUUGUGGUUGUCUGUUAUUCUCAGAUAUUAUUUAUGUUAUCAAGAUUUAAGACAACGGAGAUUUUGCUCA
Molecule: messenger RNA, 1833 nt
Organism: Musa acuminata AAA Group (dessert banana)
Lineage: Eukaryota; Viridiplantae; Streptophyta; Magnoliopsida; Zingiberales; Musaceae
Exons: 10
Coding region: 482-1417 (311 amino acids)
Source: RefSeq, a predicted model, not a curated record